Molecule: messenger RNA, 8049 nt
Organism: Mya arenaria
Lineage: Eukaryota; Metazoa; Mollusca; Bivalvia; Myida; Myidae
Exons: 3
Coding region: 10-5721 (1903 amino acids)
Molecular function (GO): protein binding
Source: RefSeq, a predicted model, not a curated record
UAGUCUAAAAUGGCGAACGUUCAGGUAAAGGACAUCCGAAAAGAUAAACGUAAACAGAAUUAUGAUUCAUGUAAGGCUGCUCUUGAUCAAACAGGCGAGGCCUUGUUGCCUUUUACGGAGGACAAGCUCAAGGAUUUACAUCAGCAAAUCUCACUACAAGUCGGAAAUCAACCUGUUUGUCACCAGCAAUGCAGUAAGGUUAUGCGAGAUGUCAACAGAUGGUGCAUCACCUGUGGAUUGUGGAGACAAGCGUUGUUACGUUUUCAUACAAAUCCGAGGGAACUGGUAUGGCAUAAGCUUCAAUCAUGGGAAUGGCCAAAGCAUCACAUGAACCUAGUUGAAGUAUAUAUGUGGCAAAAUUGGGGUAAAGCUGAUAUGAAUGCGAGUGAUUUAUCAGUGGCAUUGACGGUGUGGAGAAAGUGUUCAGUCUUUCCUGCCACAAUAUUGCCUUUGGCUGAUAAACUUAAAAAGAGCAGAAACAAGAUAGCUCAUGGAAAAUCGCUAGAUGAAAACGAAAAACAAACUGUAUUUAAUAACAUAAAGCAGGUUAUUCAACACGCAGAUGUGGUUAAGUGCUUACAGAAUCCCAACGAAAUACUAAAAAUUAUCACCGACCUUGAAAAUGGUAAUCUUUUUAAAUCUGAAAAUCGUACUAUUCAUUGGAUUUUCAUUGCAGCGUGCAUCAUUGUGCCAAUUGCACUGUUUCAACCAGGGAUUAUUAUUUAUUGUUUAUCGAUGAUCUUCAGUAGACCACAAAUCCAAUCAUCAAUGGAAAAAACGGGCUGUCUGCAGGAGUAUUCGCCUUUGCUUCCAACAUCGCCGCUACUUGUAGAUUAUUUCAAACAGCAUGGACCUCUCGUUGGCCGGGGAUGGCUGUUUCAGUUAUUGGAUGAACAUCUGAAUAAUACCAAGAAAAACGGCAUUCUACUCGAAGCUGGGAUGGGGUACGGGAAAUCUGCUAUUGCUGCUCACAUUACAUGUGCCAAAGAGGGUGAUCAAGGUAUGGAAAUGAGGAAACGUCUUAUUGCUUUUCAUGUUUGUAAAUUUGAUGUCAAGAAAACACACCAGGCAGGAGUCUUCAUUCAACGACUAGUUUCAAUGAUCUCAAACAAUAUUCCAGAAUUUAACGAUACUAUUAACGACUGUUUACAUUCCUUCAAUACCGAGCAAUGCGAUUCCGACCCAUUUGGUUGCAUAGAUGAAUGUAUCAUUUUCCCCUUAAAACAAACGAAUAUAUCCGAUGAAAGAAAAGGAAACAGGCUUAUUUUAAUCGAUGCUUUGGAUGAAUGCUAUGGAACAUUUUUGUUUGAAAAAAGUAACAAAUUGUUCAAUCUCAUUGAACGCCGUGCACAUAUGCUGCCAAGUUGGAUAAAGUUACUGGUAACGAGUAAAAGGCUAUCACGUAAUGAGAGACUUGAAUAUAAUUUAGACAGAAUUUACUUUCAUAACCUUGAACCCCGGAAUUUAAAUGACAUUGAUCUAUAUUUCAACCAGUCUAAUGCUUCUAGAGAAAAGAGCGUCACGUUUUUCCAGCUUGCCGUUAAUGCAGAUCCUACACAGCCAAACCAAAUGAGCGAUUUGAAUAGCUAUUAUAGAGACCAGUUUGAUAGAUGGUAUGACCACGGGUUUGAUUUGUCAAAAUCCAUUUUGGAAGCGUUGUUGACAACCUCUCUUCAGAAAUAUCCGGACAAUAUAAGAAAAGUGAUUUCAUCAAAUGUCGUCCACAGUGUAUCACCUCCGAUAUUUGAAAAGGAGCUUUCCAUUAUACGACAGUUCACAGACAAAGUUAAUGGCGAAAUUGAGUUCAAACAUUUUUCGUUAGUUAUGUGGCUGCUAGAAAAGUGCCCCCGUGAGUACAGACUUUCCCUUUCUGAUGGCCAUCAAGCAAAUGCGCAUUAUAUUCUGUAUGAACUAAACACAUCUAAUAUAACUUUUGAUGUCACAGAUUUACUUUUACACAUACAUUAUGCUAAAGCGGAUUCAGGUCUACACGAAGAAUUCAUAAACAUACCGAAACAUGUCAUCUUUAAAAUGGAGGAGAAAUUUCAUGAAGGACCUGUGGUAAGAAUAAUUAAAAAAGGAAAAAUGAAAGAAAUACCGGAGGUAUUGUUCCAUCACUUUCCAGGGGGCAAUCACUUUAGUGCUGAAAACAUUUCAGUGGGGUUUAUUGCUGCAGAAAACGGAUAUACUUACGCUUUAAAACAACUGGUAAAUCACGAUGCGGAUAUACACUUUCGCAUGCCAACGUUUUCAAAUAUAUUAACGAUGCAUGACGCUGUAGAGAUAGCAACUAAUUUUAAGCACUGGAAUUAUGGGUUGCUAGACAUAGCAGCACAAAACGGACAUACAGACACAGUCAAACUAAUUUUACACGAUGAUUUAUUCUCCUUUUAUAAGUUACAUGAACGAAACGGAUUAAACCUCUCACCAUGGCAUCUUGCUUGCAUGUUUAAUCGUAGUGAAGUGGUUGAAGUGUUUUUGCAGUUCAAUCGCUCAUUUGUUGACUGGAAAUGUUUGUACUUUGCAGCUGAAAAGGGCAAUAUUGUAAUCGUAAAACUCCUUUUGGAUGCAGGUAUUUAUGACGAAUGUGUGUUAUGCACAAAUAAAUUAUACUGGAUUCCAGAUGGCACAGCUAGAGUACAAGGAAAUAUGAUCCCUGAAAACGAUUCGAUGUACGUUCUCUUUGAUGACUGGAGCGAAUUGGCAUGUGAAUCCGCCUUACAUGCAGCUAUUCGACAAAAUCACCUAAAUGUUGUAAGGGAGUUGUUGAAGGACAGCCAGCAUUCAACGCUUCAUUGUUUUGACCGAGGGGGUCGCCCUGCUUUGAUCGCUGCACUUCAAAAUAAUCGUACUGAAAUGGUUAGACUUUUCCUUCAAGUGAGUAACGCGCACAGAAUAAAAGUACAAUGCCAUAAAAUGGCGGUGUUAGAAGACAAUAUACAAAUACACAACAUAGAAUUGGUAAAAAUGAACACUAUGAAAUGCAAAGCCGGACACGGUAUUGAGCACGCCAUUUCACCGAUGCCUGUGGUAUUACAAAACAUAUUUGAUCAUACAAAGUUUGACUUUAACCGAAGAGACGAAGACGAUUGUUUACCAAUCCAUUAUGCCGCCUGUGGAAACAACGUUGAAUAUCUUCAAUUUUUACUGCAACGUCAUGAGAUGUUGUUUGAAACACUUAUUUGCUUUAAUAACACAAACGCCUUCCAUUCAACGAUUCACUGUAGAGCAUUUGGUACCUUCAUUUACUUUAUUAAUAAUGACACGUUGUCUAAGUCCAGUUUUGGACAAAAUUUUAAAGAAUAUGUGUUGUACCUGCUCAAACUGUUAAAUAACCAAGAAGAAUACGCAAAUAACGCCACUGACAAAAUAUGGAGUGAAAUGUUCAAACUUAUGAUUGAAAAGUUUCACGUUGAUAUUUCAAUGAUGGUAGAUGAUGACGGCAACAAUAUGCUUCAUUACAUCGUAAAGAACGGACAUUUUAAAUUACUUAAAUAUCUGGUAGCAAAGAAGCGCGAUGCCACUUUGGAGUUAUUGCACAGAAGUUCAUUAAACGGAAAGUCACAAAUUACAUAUUUAGCAAAAUACAUGGCUAAGCGCAUGUAUGUCCGAACUGGAAUACCUUUAUAUACAAGUCCACAUUCAAGCCCACAUUCAGUUCAACAAGAACAGAAAAAGCUAUCGUCGAGUGAAUACUGUUUUUCACUAAUAUCGCGUUUUUUGAAUCAAUACGGGAUGUUUAAAAGUGAAGACAAGAUUACCAUUAUGCAACAAUUACUUCGAAGAAAAAGUUAUAAUUUAGUUGACGUUUAUCUUAAGUAUAUCAUUCCAGUAGAUGAAUUAUUCAAGACAACUGUGUUUGCUACUUUUCUGGACUUCGACAACACUGGGUAUGUAACUACAAACUAUCUGUCGUUUCUUCUUCAUGACAUCAAAAUGCAACAGAAGAUUGACUUUGAAAGAUAUGAAUUUGUCCAUUGUUCCACAUGUCAAGAUCUACGUUACAAAUGCUUAGCACAUCAGUUUACACGUAAAAUUGCCCUUUUUCAAGGAAAUUUGAAUAUCCAUUUCGGUGAGGUACAGGAAAUGAUAUAUCGUAAUGUAUUUAAACGUAUGAUUGCAUAUACAGAUACAAGUAUCUUAUCAUCUUGUGUGGAUCAACAGGGUUUGAAUAUUUUAGAGUUGGCUAUAAACAGGAAAUCCUUAAUGUUGAUGACAUUGUUUAGGGACAAAGGUGUUCAAACUAAAUCUCCUGAAGAACUCUUACUCCGCUCCUUUAAGGCGAACGAUCAUAUUGAAAAAAUACCAGUUACUUUAUUGAAUUCCACAUCUCUGCAGUCGGUAGAUCUGGUAGAUAUUCAUUUCCAUACACAUGAACAAAUCGUGCAAAUAUUUAACACAACUACGAAAAAGGGUAAACAAGGUAACGCCGAGUUAUUGUCCCUUAUGAUGCAAAACGAUAUACACCUUCUUAACAUUGCAUGUGUUCUCCGGGAAAGACAUGACCAUUUUUACGCUAGUUUUAUUGGUAUAUAUAGCUCAAAACUAUCGAAACUUUUUAUUUGCAUGGAUCGUUCAGCGAACUUCUCUCUGAUUCACGUGUUGGCUCUACAUGGCUAUUCGAACACUAUUGAAAGAUGCGUGAAGUACUUCGGAAGAAAUAUUCUUGACUGUUUAAAUAUUGAUCAUUUUACGCCAUUAUAUUUGUCCAAAGUUUAUGACAAGACAAAUACAACAUUUAACACUAUUUUAGAAAACAGUCCCAAUAAACAUCUCACAUUUCCUAGAAAACCAGCCGAAAAGCAUUUUCUAUAUAACCUUGUUACCCAAUUCUAUUUUUCGAAAGGCGAACACCGAAAGGCACUGUGCUAUUUGCGAUAUUUAAAUAGACCAAAAAUGAACAUUUAUAAAACUAUAAAACAGUAUAGGUGUUUUAAAUCAAUUACGCAAUACAUUAUCACACCUAAAUCCUAUCAGCUAUUUCUAAAAGAUCUUAAGCUUAAACUGAUUGAGCGUUCUUUAAACGAACUUCGCCAGUCGUUUUUAGACAAAAUGAAUGAUUUGAAGGUAUCCAAUGCUCUUGUCUCUGUUCCAGUUAAGCAAGAAACACCUGUAAGCUUAUCAAACAUGAUGAAACUCAAACGUUUCAUAUGCAUUCACUAUAUGCAUAAUUAUAAACAAUGUUUAAUUCGAAGAAAUAUAAAAGUUUUGUUACAAACCAAACCGGAUGGUUUUACCUCUUUUGAUAAGUAUAUCAUCAGACUGACUCUUUCAAAUCGGUUUGAAUACAUUUGUAAAUAUCACAUGGACGAUUAUGAAUCUGAAAUGUUUCGCACAAAACAAUCAUCUCAGAGUUGCGUCACCAAACAUUUAUUCAAACGGUUUUGUAUUGAUCCAACGAUAUAUUUUCAGAAAUUUCUUUUAAGAAAAGAAUACAUACACUCGCCUGACUUUGAAACAUCAUUUUCCGGACAAAGAUUUAGACAAGUAUUCCGUAAUACAAACGAGUUUAAGAUUUUUUCCGAUAAUGAAGUAUAUAAAUACAAAUAUAUGGAUGCUUUUAGAUACUAUCCAAUUGUUAAAUUUUCUUUUCAGUAUAGUAUAACAGAUCACCAUAAAAAGAUAUUUCCUAAUUUUGAAUAUAUUAACUCGUCUAUGAGUAGUGAAUUAGUACGCAAUGCCUAUACUAAGUUCAAAAACGCACAGGGCGGCGAAUAUUGAUAUUUUACUCUUAAAGGAAGGUGUUUCUCUUUUCGGUGUGGGCAAACUAUAUUUUCUGUUAAUGUUGAAUUCGUAAAAAACUUUAAAAUCAAAAUAAUUCCUAGCCAAAUCUAGCAUAUCGUUGUAUUUUAUGUAGAUAUGUGUUAUAUGAUUAAACUAUGUUUGCUGUCAUCUGAUGAGUGUCCUAUCGUAUGUGUUAUUUAUCAUGAUUAUGUUUGCUGUCAUCUGAUGAGUGUCCUAUCUCUUGUGUUAUUUAUCAUGGUUUAACUAUGUUUGCUAUCAACCGAUAAGUGUCCUAUCAUAUGUGUUAUUAAUGAUGAUUACAGAUGCACUAUUACUCCCAAUAAGAAUUACCAUCUUAAAUACAAUCGUUUUAAUUUACCAAAAAAGGUUUGUAAAUGUCAAAACAAUGGUUCUUAUGAAGGACACUGCGUUUAAUUUGAAAGAAAGGUGUAGAAAACACGGUAUUUGUCCAUAUGUGCAUGAUUUCGUAAUAACUAAAAGGUUUAUCACUCAAACUUUAUGUUUGUUAUACAUGUGUUUGAAUUGAUUUUGAAUAAAAGUGUCACUUUAAAUUAUGUCUGCUGUCAUCUUAAUCGUGUCCUAUCUUUGCUGUCACUGAUGAGUGUCCUUUAUCGUAUGUGUUAUUCAUCAUGAUUAACUAUGUUCGCUGUCAUCUGAUGAGUUUUCUAUCUCAUGUGUUAUCUAUCCUGAUUAAACUAUGUUUUCUGUCAUCUAAUGAGUGUCCUAUCUCAUAUGCUAAUUAUCAUGAUUAAACUAUGUUUUUUGUCAUCUAAUGAGUGUCCUAUAUCAUGUGCUAUUUAUCAUGAUUAAAUUAUGUUUUCGGUCAUCUAAUGAGUGUCCUAUCGUAUGUGUUAUUUAUCCUGAUUAAACUAUGUUUUCUGUCAUCUAAUGAGUGUCCUAUCAUAUGUGUUAUUUAUCAUGAUUAAACUAUGUUUACUGUCAUCUAAUAAAUGUCCUAUCUCACGAUAUUUCAUCAUGAUUAGACUAUGUUUACUGUCAUUCUAUGAGUGUCCUACCUCAUUUGUUAUUGCUCAUGAUUAAACUAUGUUUGCUGUCAUCUGAUGAGUGUCCUAUCUCAUGUGCUUUUUGUCAUGAUUAAACUAUGCUUGCUGUCAUCUGAUGAGUGUCCUAUCUCAUGUGCUAUUUAUCAUUAUUUAACUAUUUUUGCGGCCAUCUGAUGGAUCUUACGGUUAUUCAUCAUGAUUAAACUAUGUUUACUGUCAUCUUAUGAGUGUCUUACCUCAUUUGUUAUUUAUCAUGAUUAAACUAGGUUUGCUGUCAACUGAUAAAUGUCCUUUCACGUGUGCUAUUUGUCAUGAUUAAACUAUGUUUGCUAUCAUCUGACGAGUGCCCUAUCUCAUGUGUUAUUUAUCAUGAUUAAAUUAUGUUUGCUGUCAUCUGGUGAGUGUUCUAUCGAAUGUGUUAUUUAUCAUGAUUAAACUAUGUUUGCUGUUAUCUGACGAGUGUUCUAUCUCAUGUGUUAUUUAUCAUGAUUAAACUAUGUUUGCUGUCAUCUGAUGAGUGUUCCACCUCAUUUGAUAUUGAUCAUGAUUAAACUAUGUUUGCUGUUAUCUGAUGAGUGUCCUUCCUCAUGUGUUGUUUAUCAUGAUUAAUCUUUGUUUCCUGUCAUCAGAUGUGUGUUCUUUCUUAAGAUUUUUUUACCAUGAUUAAACAUGUUUAUAUUGUUGUCAACUGAUAAGUGUCCUAUCUUACGAUUUAUUUAUCAUUAGUAAACUAUGUUUGCUUUCAACUGUAAGUGUCCUAUCUUACGAGUAAUAUAUCAUGAUUCUACUAUGUUUGCUGUCAACUUAUAAGUGUCUUACCUUAUUUGUUAUUUACCGUGAUUAAGGUAUGUUAUGAGGAAUGUCCUAUAUCAUGUGUUAUUCAUCACGAUUAAACUAUGUUUGCUGUCAUUUGAUAAGUGUGCUAUUGUAUGUGUUAUUUAUCAUGAUUUAUCUAUGUUUGCUGUACUUAUGUAUUUCCUAUCUUACGAGUUAUUUAUCAUGAUUAAACUAUGUUUACUGUUAACUAAUGAGUGUCCUAUCUUACGAGUUAUUUAUCAUGAUUAAACUAUGUUUACUGUUAACUAAUGAGUGUCCUAUCUUACGAGUUAUUUAUCAUGAUUAAACUAUGUUUACUGUUAACUAAUGAGUGUCCUAUCUUACGAGUUAUUUAUCAUGAUUAAACUAUGUUUACUGUUAACUAAUGAGUGUCCUAUCUUACGAGUUAUUUAUCAUGAUUAAACUAUGUUUACUGUUAACUAAUGAGUGUCCUAUCUUACGAGUUAUUUAUCUUGAUUAAGCU